Messenger RNA from Trachymyrmex septentrionalis, 561 nucleotides. RefSeq lists its product as uncharacterized. Bases 1 to 561 code for a protein of 186 amino acids. NCBI's taxonomy places the organism in Eukaryota, Metazoa, Arthropoda, Insecta, Hymenoptera, Formicidae. The record is from RefSeq and is a predicted model, not a curated record. The transcript has 4 exons.
AUGCUCACACUCGUUGCCGUUAUUGCCAUAUCUAUUUGGACUAUUGUACUCGGUCAGCAUUUGUCAAAUGGUUUCAUUGGUUUACCAAAAAAUAUAUCUCGUCUACCAAUUAUAAUGGAAUAUUUUAUCGAUCAAGAAAAAUAUUUUUAUUUAAUUUUGUUGCACUUCUAUGCACUUCUAUGCAUCGGAGGAAUUGCGAUAUUAGCAGUAGGAACACUGCUUCUUACGUAUCUUCAGUAUAUCUGUGGAAUGUUCAAAAUUGCUGGCUAUCGUAUUGAGCAUGCAAUAAACAUUAAUAUUCGACAAAAUAUUACAUCAAAAAAUAAAAUUUUGAUGAGGGAGGGCAUAAUUUGUGCUGUCGAUAUUCACCGACAAGCUAUGAAAUUGUCCAAACAUUUGCUGUCCAUAUUUGAAGUAAUGAUGUUUUGUUUAAUAAUAUUUGGUGUGACUUGCUUAACGCUAAAUCUAUUUCAAGUAAGUUUUCUGUUUCGUAUUGUAAUAUGUGGAAAUGCAUACAAAUGCUGCUCCGAAAUUAUGUGUAUUAACAAUCUUGUUCAGUAA